Molecule: messenger RNA, 3231 nt
Organism: Biomphalaria glabrata
Lineage: Eukaryota; Metazoa; Mollusca; Gastropoda; Planorbidae
Product: GTPase IMAP family member 9-like
Exons: 2
Coding region: 164-1420 (418 amino acids)
Molecular function (GO): GTP binding
Source: RefSeq, a predicted model, not a curated record
GGUAUUUCCAAAAUUGUUUUGCCUUCUGUAUUCAAGCUUUAAGAUUAUCUAUCUCUAUCCUAGUAUAGUUUCUAAGUUUAAUUCUUCUAAAGAAUAGCAGAAAAUGUAAGCAUAGAACUUUUUCUAAGACACUUACUAGUAGCUCAGAUUCUUCUCCCUGAACAUGCAAGAACUCACACGUAUUCUUCUUCUUGGUAAAACUGGCAGUGGAAAAAGUGCAACCGGAAAUUCGAUUUUGGGACGAAAGGGAUUCACCAGUGUUAGCAGCACGACUCAAGUAACCAAGGAGAUAGAAGUUGGUUAUGGGCAGUACAACGAAUGUAUUUACCAAGUUGUUGACACCCCAGGAGUAAUGGAUAGUGGCCCGAGAGAAGAACAAGUUAUGCAUGGGAUUGCCAAGAUUGUGUCCAUGGCCAUUGCCGCUAACCCCAAAGGCUAUGACGCUUUUAUUUUUGUUGUGAAAUAUGGAUCGAGAUUUGGUAGUGAAGACAAGCAAUGUCAUGAAAACCUUAAACACAUUUUUGGGGAUAAUUUCGUGAAGAAAAGUAUACUUGUGGUCACGUGUGGAGACUUGUAUCACAGUGAAGACACAGAGAGUGAAUCUUUCGAAGACUGGUGCUCGGCUCAAGUUGGCGUCUUUCACGAUCUAAUUGUGGAGUGUAGAAAUCGAGUGGUCUUGUUCGACAACAGAACCAAAGAGCCAGACACGAAAACCAGACAGCUUAAAAGACUUUUUCAUCUUAUCGACUCGCUUGACUCCGAUGAUAAAAAAUACUCUAUAAAAUAUUUUGAAAUGGCUGAAAAAAGAAAAGAAAUUCUGUUAGAUUUUAGAUUUUCAAACUAUAGUGAAGAAAUUCUUAUAAAUGCAAGUCUUGUUAUCCAAGAAUAUCGAAAAACACAGCAAACUGGUUCAGAAUUAAAACUGAUAAAUUUCAAAUCCCUUUUGAGUAUGGUAAAUAGGUUACUCAAAUGUCUUGAAGAACAAGACUGUACGAGUGAUACAAGUGCUAUGCUUCAUAUUGCUAGAGACCUUAAAGAGACUCUCCAGAAUCUAAUCUCUUUAAAUUCUGAACUUAAACCUCACUGGAAACGGCUUCCGAAUAUCUAUGAUGAGAAAUCCAAAAUGUCAGAGGAGCAACAAAAUGAUGAAUGGGAAACUUUUGAGAAAAUGCGAAGAUUAAAUGAGAAACGUUUUGAGAGCGAACAGGAAACAGAAAGUCUGCACAAGGAGUUGGAACGUAAAAUUUCAGAACUCGAGUUCCAAUACACAAUGGCCAACAACACUUUUAUGCGGCACGUCACUAGGGAAGUUGGUGCGCAUUUGCUGAAGCCUAUUGAGUCUUCUUUAGAAUUGAAUGCAACAUACAAAGAAAAACAAAAUAAUGCAGAAUUUUUUUUUAUUCAUUUUCCAUGGUAUUAAAAACAUGAACCUGUUUUGUUUUCUCAGUAGAAAACAUUUUAUAAGAUUUAUGUUGUUUCUAAUAAUGAGAAGUCCUUAAUACUUAUUACAAAUAAUGAAAUUGAAUAUCUAGUUGACAUAUUUGUAGCAUAAUUGUGGCGUAGACUUUAUAAUAUGUUAUCUAUCUUUUAAUCUGUCUCUGAAAAUCUAAUAUCUAUGUAUCGGCCUAUGUAUCUCUAUCUAUCUAUCUAUCUAUAUAUCUAUCUAUCAGUAAUGAUACAACUUUGUUAGUAGUCACUGUAACUAUCUAUCUAUCUAUCUAUCUAUCUAUCUAUCUAUCUAUCUAUCUAUCUAUCUAUCUAUCUAUCUAUCUAUCUAUCAGUAAUGAUACAACUUUGUUAGUAGUCACUGUAACUAUUGGUACCUACUGUACAUAGAAACCUGUGUUAUGGCCUCCUUCAGUCGAGAAACAACUAUUGAUUAUCUCAAGAUGAAUGCCUGGAUACAUCGGCUGAGACGAGAGGUGGGGAGCUGAUGUGUGAGGUAUACUUAUGAAACAGUUUUAAAUAAGAGGUCAUGACCUAUUUCUUUCAGUAGCUAGGAAUUCGUCUUCAUUUGGGGGACAGGGGGGUGGUGCUUGACUUCUUCGGGACCGCUGCAUUUUUUAGUAAUAUUUAAUAUUUAAUUUUUAAAAUACACACUAAUUUGGGGGCCCGGGGAAUUUUCAAAUUCUCCACAUCCCUCCCCCACCCUAGCAACGCCUCUGAUGAUUUAUUUUAUCAAUAAAGCAAAGGAGUCUUUUUCUUAAACUUUGAUGCUUGUCCAUUUUGUUACUAGAGUAUUUGGUUGAAAUAGUGAAGCAACGUUUACUGAGGACCAAUUCCAAUGCAAUCUUGAAGCAGUCCAAGAAACAAUGUCCCUAAUUGUGUUGUCCCAACAGAGUUUCAUCCCUUUAGCUAUGUAAGAAUUAUAUUAUAGGUUAGAAGCAAUUUAUGGUAUUACACUAUAAGCACUUUUUUUUUUUUGAAUUGUACCUUCUAUUUUUUUUUGAUGAAAUUAUUUCAAAAAUCUUUUAAAAUGUUUUAUACUUUGAAAAGUUAUAUUCAUGUUUUGAACAAUAUUAAUCUUAAAUAAAAAGUGUGUUCUCUAGAUUUGAAAUUGGAGAAAUAAUUUUUUUUUUUUCCAUUUCAAAUAUUGCAUGUACUUUAAAAAAUUGUUUCUUUUAUGGAAGCGUUCAGUCACAGUCUAAGUACCCAUUUAAGACGAAGCGAUCUAAAGGGAAGGUGAUGUGAAGGUCAUUAGUUUCUAUGGCAGACAGUUAAUGAGAGUGUCAUGUGGCCAGCCCAACGACCAACCACUUUACUUUCCCCAACUUAUGAUUACUAAUCUCAGAUGUCUACUAGAGUUUAUUAGACUCAAGGGCGCCCUUAAAAUACAGAAAUUAAAAAAAAAAAACAGUCUUCAUCAUGAUUUGAACCGGGUACCCAACAUUUCAGAAGUCAAGCGUUUUGCCACUCAGAAACCACGCCCCCAUUUGGACCGUCCUUAGAUUGGGUAUCGAUAAUCUUAUAGCUUAUAUUUCAAAGUAAUUAAAAGAAUAAUUGGAAGGUUUAACAACACUUAACUAGCAGACCAUGUUUUCACAAUAGACAGACAGACAACAAGCUACACCACUUUUAAGAAGAACAUCAAGACUUCUUUGUUUAAAACUUUUUAGAUGAGUUUGUCAUGUUAGCUCAAGUGUUUGUGUUUGCAAUGUUAUUACAGCUCCUUGAGCCUAUAUUUUGUUUGUUAACAGCGCUUUAUAAAUAAAAUUAUUAUUAUUAUAUCAA